AUGGCCAAAUCAUCAAAACUCAUCAAGCAAACAACACUAGUGGUUUUCAUGGUCAUGCUGGUUAUGGGGUUUUGGCCAGGAGGACAGGCACAAAUUUCUUGUGAUACGGUGUCCAGUAACCUCUAUCCAUGCCUCAGUUUUGUUGUUAAUGGGGGUACACUCGACCCUGCUUGCUGCGGUGGAUUUAAGGCUCUUGUUACAUUGGCAAAAACCAACGUUGAUCGUCAGAGUAUAUGUUAUUGCCUGAAAUCCCUUCUUUCAAAUGCCCCUAAUGAUGAUGAGAUCAAGAAUGCUGGUAGCAUUCCUGGACUCUGUGGUGUUAAUCUUCCCUACACCAUCAGCCGUGAUAUCGACUGUUCAAAGCAUGAUGUAUUUGACCAUGAUUUGCAUCUGAUUCUGGUGCCUGUAACUGAUGGGGCUAUGGCACAAAUUUCUUGUGACACCGUCAAGAAUGACUUAUCUCCAUGCGUUAGCUUUAUCAUGAAUGGAGGAAAAGUUUCUCCUGCUUGCUGCAGUGGGCUUAAUACUCUACUCAGCCGAGCAAAGACUAGAACUGAUCGCCAGAGUGCUUGUUCCUGUUUGAAAUCUGUUGUUGAAAGUGCUACUGAUGAUCAACUCAAGAAUGCUGCUCAAAUUCCUCAUUCAUGUGGUGUUAAUCUGCCAUUUAAAAUCUCACGUGAUGUCGACUGCUCAAAGUAA
This is a messenger RNA of Coffea eugenioides, 699 nucleotides long. Its product is annotated as non-specific lipid-transfer protein 3-like. Gene Ontology annotation, cellular component: membrane. The record is from RefSeq and is a predicted model, not a curated record. Gene Ontology annotation, biological process: lipid transport. The transcript is spliced from 3 exons. Gene Ontology annotation, molecular function: lipid binding. Bases 1 to 699 code for a protein of 232 amino acids. NCBI's taxonomy places the organism in Eukaryota, Viridiplantae, Streptophyta, Magnoliopsida, Gentianales, Rubiaceae.